AAUAAUCCAUGUAGCUGUAGUUGUUUGUGGAAAGCGCUUGGAAGAGGCAACCACCAUGUUGAAAUCAAUUACCGUAUUCACCAACCGAGAGCUGAAGUUUCACAUUUUAGCAGAAGAUUCUCUACAUAGAGAGAUAUACCAAAAGAUUGACCAGUGGCCACCUGUACAGAGUGGACAAGUUGACUACAAAGUUUAUGGGCUAUCUUUUCCAGGUGGAAAAUCAAAAGCUGAUUGGAAAAAACUUUUCAAACCCUGUGCAUCACAAAGGCUAUUUCUUCCUUCUGUUUUGAGUGAAGAGGAUAGCCUUAUUUAUCUUGAUACUGAUUCACUUGUCCUACGACCCAUCGAGCAUAUUUGGAAUCACUUCAAACUGUUUAAUUCAACGCAACUGGCAGCAGUUACACAAGAAGGGGAAGUUGCAGCCYUGAACUGGUAUAGUAGGUUUGCAAUGCAUCCCUAUUAUGGCAAAUUUGGCAUYAAUUCUGGUGUAAUGUUGAUGAACCUUACAAGAAUGAGAGCAUUUAAAAURGAACRAAAGAUUACAGACAUAUAUUUGAAAUACAAGUUGAAAAUCACAUGGGGCGACCAAGACCUCCUCAAUAUUCUUUUCCACUAUCAUCCAGAGCUAYUAUAUAUUUUGGGAUGUGAAUGGAACUACAGACCUGAUCAUUGCAUGUAUGGCAACAACUGUAACACAGCUAACAGCAAUGGUAUCACUGUUCUCCAUGGUAACAGAGGAGUCUAUCAUACUAAAAAAGGACACCCAGAAUUCAAAGUUGUAUAUGAUUCAAUACUGGACUUUCAUCAUGGUGGUGAUACAAAAGCUGCAAUGGAGUCUCUAAAAGCAAAACUAGAUACUUAUGCUUCUAMUUAUUGUGGUCAAAUGAGAGAUGCAUUUUUGAAGCAUCCUAUGGAAUACAUACAAACACAUAAUUGACAAAAUGUAAUUUUAUUUAGAAAUUUUUAAGUUCAAAUUAUUAUUGAAAUGAUUAUUGAUUUUAGAGGUUUAGGAAAUUCCACUGUUUGCAAAAAACAUUUUUGAAAUAAGGUAUUCAUACUAAACACUACUCCAUUUUACAGUUACACAUCAAGCAAUCCACAUUUUCUUAAAAGCACACACUAACAAGUGUGCGCUGGAGUGAUUGUGGGCAUACMUCUUCUUCUCCAUAUUUACCAUUACACGAUAAAUUAAUAAAGAAUAGUAAUUCAGAGAAUAUAAAAUUGUUUAUAAAG
Molecule: messenger RNA, 1233 nt
Organism: Exaiptasia diaphana
Lineage: Eukaryota; Metazoa; Cnidaria; Anthozoa; Actiniaria; Aiptasiidae
Product: glucoside xylosyltransferase 2
Exons: 3
Coding region: 56-937 (293 amino acids)
Biological process (GO): protein O-linked glycosylation via N-acetylgalactosamine
Molecular function (GO): UDP-xylosyltransferase activity
Source: RefSeq, a predicted model, not a curated record